Molecule: messenger RNA, 879 nt
Organism: Manis javanica (Malayan pangolin)
Lineage: Eukaryota; Metazoa; Chordata; Mammalia; Pholidota; Manidae
Source: RefSeq, a predicted model, not a curated record
CCCUCCGGUGCCAUGUCGCAGAGCGGGAUCCCCGGACUGCAGGAGGAGAACCUGCAGGGCUCUUGGGUUGAGCUGCACUUCAGCCAUGGCUCAAACGGGAGCGGCGUCCCUGCCUCGGUCUGUCUCUAUAAUGGUGACCUGGAGAAAAUACUGCGGGACGCCCAGCAUGAAUCUGGAUGGAGCAGCUCCAAGAGCUCUCACUGUGACAGUCCGCCUCGCUCACAGACCCCACAGGAUAAUAACAGAGCUUCGGAGGCAGAUUCCCACAGCGUCGGGGAGAAGAAGAGCAUCCAGUCCGAGGAAGACUACUUGGAGAGGAGAAAGGAGGUGGAGAGGAUCCUGAAGAAGAACUCGGACUGGAUCUGGGAAUGGUCGAGCUGGCUGAAAAAUGUGCCCCUCAAGGAGUUCCUCUUCAGACACCCUAGGCGUGCCACCGCCCUGAGCAUGAGGAACAUGAGCGUCAUGAGGAAGGGCGGCAUCUUCUCGGCUGAGUUCCUGAAGGUGUUCCUCCCGUCCCUGCUGCUCUCCCACCUCCUGGCCAUUGGACUGGGGAUCUAUAUUGGAAGGCGCCUGACCACCUCCACCAGUACCUUCUGAGGAAGAACUGGAAUCGGCUUUUUUCCCCUGCGGGGCUUAGCGGAGCUUGCAGCGCAGCUGCCCAAGGAGCUGUCCCAGUCCUGGGGUGGUGCACCGUUUGUGUGUGUUCUGUAAAUGCUGUGUUCCUAACUUAGUAAAAUGAAAGAGAAGACACUAAAAUCAUGCUGAUCUAUACUCAUACCUAUGGGAUCAAUGAAUAAGCAUGCCAUACUGAUUAAUAUCGACUGUAAUAAUUUGGUAGUAAAUUUCCUUUGGAUAUUAAAAUAUCUUAAGUAUAAAUAA